Coniophora puteana RWD-64-598 SS2 is the source of this 654-nucleotide messenger RNA. RefSeq lists its product as uncharacterized. The transcript is spliced from 2 exons. The record is from RefSeq and is a predicted model, not a curated record. NCBI's taxonomy places the organism in Eukaryota, Fungi, Basidiomycota, Agaricomycetes, Boletales, Coniophoraceae. Bases 1 to 654 code for a protein of 217 amino acids.
AUGCUUAGGCUGAUGCUUUGGCAAAGAACUCGCCCGGACCCACUCAAAAUUCUCCGGGGCUUUAUGCAUCCAGGACUCCCUGUAUCUCCUUUGUUACAGCUAGCCAUGCGCCUGUUUGUGAUCUGUGCAAACUUGGCAUCCUGCGAGUGCUUGUUCAGCAUCUUUGGUCUUAUUUUGACCAAACUGCACUUGAGGCUUGGGCUUACUAAUAUGCUCAAUUUUGCAGAGCUCCGACUCCACCUGCACAACAAGUAUUUAGCUACAGGCAAAAGCACUGAACGCCUUUGGCGCAACCGCAAAGUCAUCAACAACACUGUUCAUGAAUCACUACCUGCACAAUCCAAUGACACCCAGGAUUUGUCCUCAGAGCCAGUAGAGGACCUGGAGAAUACGCUUGAGUCAAUCAGGAGGGCAUUUGAGGUGCAACUUCAGGAAGAUGAUGACAAUGCCACUAUUUCCACUGAAUCUACGCAGAUGCACAGCCGCAUUGAGCUUGUGGCCCUUUUUGACUUCAACAACAGGGGUUGGAUGGAUUUACUGACUAAGGCUGGGGAGAAGGGACUCAAGGAGGAGGAAUUUUAUGAUUUGGCUGUUGAGCAGGAGAAACACAUUGAUGAUGACAGGAUUGAUGACAUGUUGGCCUCGGCAAUGUAA